AUGGGAAGGAUUGCCAUACGAAGAGGCGCCCUCCAAGCCGACAGCGACGCACGAGCGGGCAAAGAGCGACCUCGAUGGUUACCUGGCGAUCCAUCUUCGAGCGAAGACACCGCCCACGCAUGGGCACCACUGGCCACAGCAGUACAAAUGGGACAAAAACGGGAAGUGGCUCGCACCACCGGCACGUGUACGCCUAUCAGAUGA
Molecule: messenger RNA, 204 nt
Organism: Penicillium nucicola
Lineage: Eukaryota; Fungi; Ascomycota; Eurotiomycetes; Eurotiales; Aspergillaceae
Exons: 1
Coding region: 1-204 (67 amino acids)
Source: RefSeq, a predicted model, not a curated record